Molecule: messenger RNA, 969 nt
Organism: Kwoniella shivajii
Lineage: Eukaryota; Fungi; Basidiomycota; Tremellomycetes; Tremellales; Cryptococcaceae
Product: methionine aminopeptidase, type I
Exons: 7
Coding region: 1-969 (322 amino acids)
Biological process (GO): proteolysis
Cellular component (GO): mitochondrion
Molecular function (GO): metalloaminopeptidase activity
Source: RefSeq, a predicted model, not a curated record
AUGCUCAAGUCCUCAGUGCCGCUGCUGAAUCAAUUUAAAUAUAUCGUCGGUCCAUCAAAAUACGGUAUAUAUCCUCUACUGCCUCCUUCAUCAGCGUCAACUUCUUAUCCACCUCCUCGGUAUGUGCCAGAAACAAUCGCAAGACCUGACUACGUGCCGAAGAAUUUCUUCACUUCCGGUUGGGGUGAACAUGAUUCAGUAGAAAUACCAGAAGCGCAAGCUCAACGCAUAGAAAUGGGAGGAGAAGGUGAAAGGAGGGUAAGGGAAGUAGCUAAAAUGGCCAGAGAGGUAUUGAAUGACAUAGGUCGUCUAGUACGGCCAGGUGUGACUACUAAUGAACUCGAUAAAGCUUUACACGAAAUGAUAAUUUCAAAAGGAGCUUAUCCUAGUCCAUUAGGAUAUUCAAGCUUUCCACGAAGUUGCACCACAUCAGUAAACAACGUGAUUGCUCAUGGAAUACCAGAUGAACGUCCAUUAAAUCCUGAGGAUAUAAUCAAUAUCGAUCUCACCUUAUACUUCAACGGGUACCAUGGAGAUACAUCGGCUACUUUCAUCUUAUCAGAAGUAGAUAAACCCGGAAGAGAUUUAGUUGAAGCGACGAAAGAAGCAUUGGAAAUUGGUAUCAAAGCUUGUGGACCAGGAAAAAGAUAUAAAGAUAUUGGAGGAGAGAUAGAAGACUUUGCAAGACGUCAUGGAUUUUCAGUCAAUGGUCAAUUCUCAGGGCAUGGUAUAGGUAAAAUAUUUCAUCAUCCUCCUUGGAUAUUUCAUUUGCGUAACAACGACGUAGGGAAGAUGAGACCUGGGGAUUGUUUUACAAUAGAACCGUGUCUUGUUCAAGGAUCAAACUCUAGAGGAGAAUUAUGGGAUGAUGGUUGGACCAUGGCCACUGAAAGCGGAGCUAGAUCGGCUCAAUUCGAACAUCAAGUUUUGAUAACGGAAGAUGGGGUUGACGUCUUGACUCGUAUAUGA